CAUCCAUCCUGGAGCGCUGGCCGGAGCCGAGCAGCUGAUGCUCCUCAAUCUUUUCGGGAACCACAUCUCCAGCCUUCCGCCCCGAGGCUUCCAGGAGCUUCUGAACCUGCGCUUCCUCAUGCUGGGCCAGAACCAGAUCGGCACUUUGAGACCGGAGAUGUUCAGCGGCAUGAGGAACCUGUCGGACCUGGACCUCCCUCUCAACGCGCUCACCCUGCUCCCCUCCGACGCCUUCAAGCCGCUGAUCGCCCUCAAAGUGCUGGACCUGUCGCUGAAUCGCAUCCAGAAGAUCUCCCCGAAGGCCUUCGCCGGCCUCAGACAGCUCCUCUUCCUCAACCUGGACAACAACAGCCUGAAGACUCUUCCCGCCGGCGUCUUCAGGCCGCUGCGCUCUUUGGAGAUGUUGGUUCUGGACAACAACUUCCUGUCCACGCUGACGGCGUCGGCUCUGGAGGGUCUGAUCAACCUGCAGGAGCUCUACGUGAGGAACAACCAGCUGGAGCUGCUUCCUGCUGACGUCUUCUCCAACAUGCCCAGACUGUCUCAGCUGGCGCUCAGCGGGAACCGCCUCAAGACCCUGGACGGGACCGUGUUGGUGAAGAUGCCCGGGCUGAAGAAGCUCGACCUCCACGACAACCCCUGGCACUGCGACUGCCAGCUGGCCUCCCUGGUGCAGUGGAUGGGGCGGACCGCAGCCACGCUGUCUCCGCGGGACGCCGUCAAGUGCGUCAGUCCCCCGCAGCUCCGGCGCAGGAGCCUGGGCGGCCUGCAGGAGGACGCGCUGGUCUGUUAGACCGAGGCCUCCACAUCUGGACCAAGAGCGCAGACUACUGGACUUCUCUGUUCACUACAUUUGGUUCAUCUCUUCUAAACCUCGUCGGGUAACAGACUCCAAGGUUUUGUCCCCCAGCAGCAUAGAAGGGAACUCGUCCUUCAUGUGACCAGAGGCAGUUAGCUCCUUUAACCUGCUAACAGCUGCACGUCUCUGACAGGAAACAUGGCUGACAGAAGGCAGAGUGUGGCGUGGGCGUCUUCCUCUGCCGGAGAUAAAACCGGAGCAAACAGGAACAACACCACAGCAACACGAGCAGGAUGUUUCAAACAGCUGGAGACUGAACAUCCUGAGGCUCACCUGGAAGCAGAGAGGGAGGCGGACGUGCAUCAGCUGGAGACUGUAGGCAGCCCGGUCUGAGACAGUCUCCACUGGAAAACAACUCAUAACACACUGUUUUUUACUGAAAGUGGAAUAGAAUUAUUAUAUUCUACAAAUAGAAAAACAAGGCCACUGAAAUAUAUGCUUCAAAGCUGUUAAAUAACCAGUGUGAGCCAUGUGAGUGGACUUUUAAAUCUGAAAUUUCAUUUUAAACUAAUAAAAGAAAGAAAUCACUGAAGGUCCAACACUGUAGACUGUAACAGUACAGGCUAAUAUUUAACGAUCUGCUUGAUGUUAAUCCUGCUAAAGUGUCAAAAGCUUGGUUUUCAGUUGCAUGAAGAGACUCUGGAAGAGGAAAGUUGAGUGAUGCUGCAGCAGGUCUGCUCCUCUCGGUCGGAGCUGCUUUUCACCUCACAGAGGAUCGGCUGGAGUCGGACUCCACCCGUCUGCUGUCCGACGCUCCAACUCCUCCGAAUAGACCGACGAUGGAGCGAGAGAGCAGCUUCAGGACGCCGACAUGGAGGGUGGGAGUGAGGCGGGGGGAGGAGCUUCACCAGCAUGGCUUCUCAUCAGCAGAACACUGUUUCACCAGAACCUCCACCUGUUUUAAACCUGCUUUGAACGGAGACAGAAUGAAAGCAGAGGGACGUCGAGGCUUUACUGGAGUCUGUAGCUCCUGGUUGUUCUCCAUUCACCGUCCUUCCCUUUAAAAACCUGUUUCUCUUAAAGAACAAGGCCUGUUUUUACCAUUCAGCCCCAUAAGCAGCAU
Messenger RNA from Salarias fasciatus (jewelled blenny), 1922 nucleotides. Its product is annotated as leucine-rich repeat-containing protein 15-like. Gene Ontology annotation, molecular function: protein binding. The record is from RefSeq and is a predicted model, not a curated record. NCBI's taxonomy places the organism in Eukaryota, Metazoa, Chordata, Actinopteri, Blenniiformes, Blenniidae. The coding region runs from base 38 to 793 and encodes 251 amino acids. The transcript has 5 exons. Gene Ontology annotation, biological process: axonogenesis; positive regulation of synapse assembly.